Suillus bovinus is the source of this 537-nucleotide messenger RNA. Its product is annotated as response regulator receiver protein. Gene Ontology annotation, molecular function: protein histidine kinase activity. The record is from RefSeq and is a predicted model, not a curated record. The transcript has 5 exons. NCBI's taxonomy places the organism in Eukaryota, Fungi, Basidiomycota, Agaricomycetes, Boletales, Suillaceae. Gene Ontology annotation, biological process: phosphorelay signal transduction system; cellular hyperosmotic response. Bases 1 to 537 code for a protein of 178 amino acids.
AUGCCACGUCGAAAUUACCUUGCUUCCGCCCUCUUUUCCGACCUGGAGCCGAAUGCUGUCUCACCUAUCUCGGCACCGCAUAAUGUUGUCUAUGACAUUCUGCUUGCUGAGGAUAAUCUAAUCAACCAGAAAUUAGCAGCCAAGAUCCUGGAGAAGUAUGGGCACACAGUUGUGAUCGCGGAGAAUGGAAGUUUAGCUGUCGAAGCUUUCAAGGCACGGGUACAAGUAAACAAGCCAUUUGACAUUAUCUUGAUGGAUGUAUCGAUGCCUGUCAUGGGAGGAUUGGAGGCGACUGAGCUCAUACGAGCGUAUGAGAUGCAUAAAGGACUCUUACGAACUCCUAUCAUCGCCCUCACUGCUCAUGCUAUGAUCGGUGAUCGCGAGCGAUGCCUGCAGGCAGGUAUGGACGAUCACAUCGCCAAGCCCCUUCGUCCUGGAGAACUCUUGAAUUCGAUCAACACUCUCGUAAGCUGGCGCGCACAGUUAGCCAUGCGGCAUUACCUCCACUACAUGCCACCUGCUCUCACGGCACCAUGA